Molecule: messenger RNA, 396 nt
Organism: Angiostrongylus costaricensis
Lineage: Eukaryota; Metazoa; Nematoda; Chromadorea; Rhabditida; Metastrongylidae
Source: the annotation of a GenBank genome assembly
AUGAUAAGAACACGAGGGGAAUUUUGUCGUUCCUCACUUGCAUUCGCCCACCGCCCGGCUGCUGUUGGAAUGUGGGCACGGCUGCGGAGAGGCGUGGCGGCCGGUCGUCGGCUGACUCGUCGGAUUGUGCUCGGAUGCUGGACAGCGAAGUGGAGAAGUGGAGGUGGAGCUGGUGGUGGAGGUGGUGGUGGUUUUGAUAGCAAUGGCACUGGUGGACCGGUGGUGGUGAUCUUCAAGGGUGCUAAUAAUGGCGGAGGUGAUGGCAAUGGUGGUGAUUUUGAUGGUGAUAGUGAUUGUCGGAGAGAUGGCCGUAGCGUUGGCGAUAUUCGUUAUGCUUAUGAUGGUGGAGGUGGUGGUAGCCGUGAUGUAGUUGGUGGUUGGUGUGCAUGUCGUUAA